GCUGCGCACGCAGACGCCGGAAGCUAGGCACGCUGGGAAUGCGAGUUCACAGCGGGCCUCCGACCCGGCCUUUGCUUUCACCUGCUCCCAGACCCAAGGGCUCCAAGGGAGAUGUAGUAUUUCUCUCCCUCGCUUCGGCGAGCUCAGUCCCGCGCCUCCCGUUCCGCUUCCUUCUUUCUCCCCGCCCCCGGCUCUCCUCGUUCGGCUGUGGCGAGUAUCCGCGCGGUGGCGCUACAGACGUGCUCAGCCACCCUCGUCCUUCCCUGAGGUGCAAGGCGACCUUACCGUCAAAACCCCGGGAUGCCAUAGGCUACUGAACUGGCUGCCAAUAAUGGGAAGAACCUACAUUGUAGAAGAGAGUGUUGGCCAAUAUAUUUCAAGCAUCAGUCUCCAGGGGAAAUCUUUUGUCUCUGGUCUUUUGAUAGGACAGUGUUCUUCACAAAAGGAUUAUGUGAUUCUUGCCACUAGAACACCACCCAAAGAGGAACACAAUGAGAAUGUCAAGCAUCCCAAAGCUAAGUUGGAUACCUUGGAUGAAGAAUGGGCCACAGAACAUGCCAGCCAGGUAUCCAGAAUGCUCCCUGGAGGACUUGUGGUUCUUGGAAUAUUUAUUGUUACAACUUUAGAACUAGCAGAUGAUCUUCAAAAUGCCCUGCGCAGACUAAUAUUUUCUGUGGAAAAAUCUAUGAAUAGAAAAAGACUAUGGAAUGUCACAGAGGAAGAGGUCUCAGAACGAGUGAUACUUCACAUAUGUUCUUCUACAAAAAAAUUAUCUUGUCGAACUUAUGAUGUCCAUGAUCCAAAGAGUUCAGCAAGACCUGCAGAUUGGAAGUAUCAAAAUCGAGUCUCUACCUCCUGGCUGUCUCUAGAGUGUACUGUUCACAUUAAUAUCCACAUCCCACUGUCGGCUACUUCUGUCAGUUAUUCUCUGGAAAAAAAUACAAAGAGUGGACUUGUACGCUGGGCCAAGCAAAUAGAAAAUGGUGUUUAUUUGAUUAAUGGACAAGUUAAAGAUGAAGAUUGUGACCUAUUAGAAGGACAGAAAAAAUCUAGAGGAAAUACUCAAGCAACUGCUCAUUCUUUUGAUGUCCGAGUGCUAACACAGUUGCCCCUGAGUUCAGACCACAGAUCCACAGCCACGGUCCAGAUCUGCAGUGGCUCUGUAAACCUCCGGGGGGAUGUGAAAUGUCGGGCUUUCAUCCACAGCAACAGACCCAAGGUUAAAGAUGCCGUGCAGGCAGUGAAGAGAGACAUUUUGAACACAGUUGCUGAUCGCUGUGAAAUACUUUUUGAGGACCUGCUUUUGAAUGAAACUCCAAAAAAAAAAAAUUAUGAACUUCCUCACCGAGUUUUUGUUCCCCUUCCUGGAUCUGCUAUAAGGUUAUGUGAUUAUAAAUUUGGUGAUGAAUCGGCUGAAGAAAUCAGAGACCAUUUUUCAGAGAUGUUAGAUCAUGAGAUUCAAAUAGAAGACUUGGAAAUUGCAGAGGAAGUAAACACAGCUUGUAUGACUUCGUCUGUGAGGAGCGAAGCGCCACUGCCUGACACAGGAGAAGAACAGCCACAGCAGCCAAAUGAAACUCCAAUUGCAUCGAAGAUUCAGCAAAACAUAGGUGCAAUUGCAGCAAUUGCAGUUGCAGUCCUCGCUGCGGGCAUCUCCUUCCAUUACUUCAGUGAUUAGGGUGAGGCACCAAGAGCUUCCUGAUCACCCGGAACACACUGAUCAACAGCUAUGAAAACUAAAGAUGCAAAUGCCCCACCUGCAUUUAAGCUCUGCUACGAGAAUGUCUAUUAGAUGUGUUUCUGACUUACAUGACAUCACCAGCUGCCUCGUUUCCCCUGCUUUUGUUAUCGGGCCCAGGUUUUCAAAAGUAAACUAUGCAUCUAAAUGGAGUUGCAUGUAACAAAUCACUAUUAUUUAUCUUCAGAAGAGUCAAAACGUGAGCUAUUUUAGAAUUUAGUCCUACUGAAUGACAUCGCACAUUGAUCAAAAUAUGCAAACUAUGAGCAGUCAGUAUCGACCGCAGUUGAUAUAUCAUCAGGAAUUGUCUCUAAGUUCAUCCUAGAGGACAUUUCCAACAUGCCCUCAGAUGCAACAGCUUAUGGACGUGGUUUAAGUUUGAGGCCAUGAAUGCCAUCUUAAGCAUACAAAUGGACAGUGGUUUCCUGGAUGUCAGGCGCUAGUAGCAGCACAGCAGUAUGCUGCUUGCCUCACACCAAAAACAGAGAAGUGUGAAUCGCAGAUGCUGUCCUAGGUAGGCAGUUAAUGUUCUGUAGCUCUCACCCUGUAGUUCAGUGCAGAUCUGGCAGAAACAAACUAGUAGCCCUCCUAACUUAGACCCUAGACGCCCAUAAAUUAUGAUCAAGCAGUAUUUUAUUAGUUCAUGAUUUUAAGUCAUGGAGUACAAGAUACACUGAAUCAGAAUGAGAAUUAACUAUAGGAAAAAACAGUCAUUGAUGUUGUUUCUCCCAAGUGCACAACAACAACGCAGAGAACAAAGGAUAGAGCCAUAGAUGUGGAUGAGAGCCUGGUAGUGCUCCUUAGGAUAAACUAAAGGAAAAACACACACACACAUACUCAUUAAAGUCGUUUCUCCCAAGUCCACAACAAUGAUGUAGAGAACAAAGGAUAGAGCCAUAGAUGUGGAUGAGAGCCUGGUAGUGCUCCUUAGGAUAAACUAAAGGAAAAACACACACACACAUACUCAUUAAAGUCGUUUCUCCCAAGUCCACAACAAUGAUGUAGAGAACAAAGGAUAGAGCCGUAGAUGUAGACGAGAGCCAGGCAGUGCUCCUCAGAGUGAGGACAAACUUCAGGCAGGUCGGUAGUAGCAGACACAGCGGAAGAGAUCAGUGGAGUGGAAGGGAGAGCCGCAGGAAGGAGGUGAGAAGGAAGGGGUGAUGCUCUAGGAGAACCAGGGGGGGAGAAUGGAAGAGAGGAGCACUUGAGAUGGCAGGGUUCCCCACACGUGUUAGCAAAACACUUAUAAAUUCAAGAAACAAUAUAGCUUAAACACAUUUAAAAAAAAUCAAAUCCAUGAUUUGAUCCAAAUAGUGAACCACAAGAUACAAAGCAAGGUUUUUAAGAAACCAAAGGGACAUAAAGCUCCUGGGCAGAGGCAAGUCAGUCUCAUACAGAGUAGACCCCCAGUAGCAGCAGUGUACACAAGAAAGCAGGAAAUGCCUUCAGACUUGAGUGGAACUAUAAAAACCAGUGCAAAGCAGAACUCAGAACCAACAGACCUUCGUUAAAGAAACUGAAACGGGAUGGUCUUCAAUGAGGAAAAUUACCCCAAAAGCAAGGUCUGAAAUGAAGUGUUGAUUAACAAAGUGAUCAAUAUUGUAAAUUUAAAAUGUUGUUUAUAUAAAGCAAUCAUAACGAAGUAUUUAUAGAAAUUGUAAACUUGUAAAACUGAAUAAAUAUUGUUAUGCAA
Alexandromys fortis (reed vole) is the source of this 3431-nucleotide messenger RNA. RefSeq names its product odr-4 GPCR localization factor homolog (gene Odr4). Gene Ontology annotation, cellular component: endomembrane system. Bases 332 to 1678 code for a protein of 448 amino acids. Lineage: Eukaryota; Metazoa; Chordata; Mammalia; Rodentia; Cricetidae. The transcript has 14 exons. The record is from RefSeq and is a predicted model, not a curated record. Gene Ontology annotation, biological process: intracellular protein localization.